CUUUAUUUUGAAAGUAGAUUGAAAAAAGGAAAAGGAAAGUUUAACAGCGACUUUUAUAAAAAUUAUGUCUCAGAUAUUGGUCACUCUCAUGUUGUCACAGCUACAAAUAAGUUUUUCCCAGAACCUUUACAUACGAAAGGGCGAUGAUAAAUGUGCAUUCGGGGCAUUGGAAGAAUCCCUGCAUUCAUUAAAAACGUAUUUAAACUCCGAAUUAAAAGACUUGGAACAGAAAGUGAAAAGGGAAAACAUACAGAGAUUCCAAAAUCUUCAAACACAGAUAAACAAUUUAAAAAAUUGUCCGAAAGGAUGGGUCAAGCAUAGUAAUUCAUGCUACAUGCUAAACACACAAAAGUCAACAUGGGAACAGGCAAAUGUUAAAUGCCAUGAAUUGUCAGCAAAGUUGGUUGAAAUAAGUACAAAGCCCGAGAACAUCUUUGUAUCAAAUACCAUAAAAAAUGAAGACGCUAACGGCCGUGCUUGGUUGGGAGGUACAGACAAAACGGAGGAAAACACCUGGGUUUGGAACGACUCUGGGUUACCAUUAAAUUUCACAAACUGGUACAAGGGAGAACCAAAUGAUCACAAAGGAAAUGAGGACUGCAUGGAAAUACAAUCACAAAAUGGAAUGUGGAAUGAUAUGCCUUGCUCAUUUUCAUUGAUGUUUGUUUGUGAAAGAGACAUUUAAUGCAGAAGAGGUCUUAUUUGAAAAAGAGAUCACUUUACAUUUCAGAAUAUUUUAUGAAAUGAAAUAAAUGUGUCGAUGUUUAUUUUAUGCAUAAAGAAUAUACAUUCAUGUAA
Messenger RNA from Saccostrea echinata, 798 nucleotides. RefSeq names its product galactose-specific lectin nattectin-like. The transcript is spliced from 6 exons. NCBI's taxonomy places the organism in Eukaryota, Metazoa, Mollusca, Bivalvia, Ostreida, Ostreidae. The record is from RefSeq and is a predicted model, not a curated record. The coding region runs from base 65 to 685 and encodes 206 amino acids.